CUGGCCCGGGAGAAGAUCGAGGGAUGUCACAUCUGUACGUUUGUGACCCCGGGGGAACCCCAGGUGAUGCUGGGUAAAGACAAGGCCUUUACGUACGACUACGUGUUCGACAUGGACUCUUGUCAGGACAGCAUCUAUGCUAACUGCACUGAGAAGCUGAUCGAGGGCUGCUUCGAAGGAUACAACGCCACCAUUUUUGCCUAUGGCCAGGCAAGUCUCUACACAACCCUGUCUCAACCGACACCUCAACUGAUCCCUGUUGAUUGUUCUGACUUCAUGGUGGUUUGGGCCUUUGGGGUGAUAUUUUAGUAUAAAGUGUUGAUAUUUGGGUUUAAGGACACAACACUUGUGUAUAGACCAGGGUUUUUCUUGGUCAGGUCAAAUUACCAAGGAAAACUCUGGGCCCUAGCUAUGCAGUAGGUUAAAGCAGUUGUUUGCACUGUGCCUGACAUUGUAAGGCUGUUAUUUGUGUAAUGUAAAACUUAUGUUUGAUCACGAGUCAAAUACUGAACUGGUAUAAUAAUCCUGUGCGAGGUCCUGAAAACGAAUUGACCCCUCCAAUAUUUUUUUUACUUUUUUUUAUUCAAUACUAUUUAGCUCUUGGAGUGCUUGUAUAGUUUUUAUAAAAGGUUUCUGAGCGUAUUGGUUUCUGUCAUUGCAAGCCCUCACAAAGCUCUCCCAAUCUAUAGUAACACCUCUAAAGCACCCCCCUCUAUCCCUCUCAAUCUUCUUUCCUAUUCAGCAGUUCUUACUACUUUCUUAGCUCCUACUUUCUCUUGCAGUUUUUCCUCUUUGCCACUGUCAGUCUGCACUACAACAUGGAAAUGUGUUGCAAGUUUGGCCUUCUCUCCCAUUCUCUCCGGUUGCCUUGGCGGCUGAGCCUCUCUCUCACGGGGGCUUUCUAGAACUAAAGUCUGUUUGAUGGGAGGGGGAUUUCAAUGGUGGUGGGGCUUAAGUGAUGCAGUUAAGUAGGCCUACAAAACUCUUAAGAUAUUCAUAAAUGUUUUAUGCGAACUCCUCUAUUCCCCAUCUGUUCCCCACCACCACUGCUGCAGUGACUGGUGACCUACUUCUGGUCUGUCUCUCUUCCCUACUGUACAGUAGCUACAGUGGUUGGCCCUGGCUCUCGGUAGCCUGGUUCGGCCCAGCUCAGCUUGGCUCGUCUUAUUUUUUCCCUGUGUUUUUACUCAGACUGUAGAGGACAAUUGGUAGGGGAUGUGUCUGUCUAGUCUGUGCUGGACUAAUUCAUCUUUAACACAAUCCCAACAGUCUGACCAAGUCGGCAGAAUCAUGGGGUUCUUCUCACUUGGUUACAAGCACAGCAGAUUGAAAUGAAACUUCAAUGAAUUAAUAUCGUUAUCUCCUUUCAUCAUACUUCUGUUUUCCUUCCUCACCCUCUCCCCCUUUCCCCUCUUUCCAUUCCUGCUCCUCUCUCAUCCUCCCCUCCUUAUCUCCUCCUCUCCCCCCAUCUUAUUAUCCUCCUGUUUCCUUCUCCUUCUUUUUCCUGCCCUCCUAUAGACUGGGUCAGGUAAGACCUACACCAUGGGGACAGGGUUUGAUGUUAACAUCGGGGAGGAGGAGCUGGGCAUCAUACCCCGGGCGGUCAGCCACCUCUUCAGGGGCAUCGAGGAGCGCCAGCAGGCCGCUAAAGAGCAGGGACGACCUGUGCCUGAGUUCAAGAUCAACGCACAGUUCCUGGAGGUAUGGACUACGCCGUCACAGAGGAGACACAGAGAGACACAGAGGCAGAUAAUAUUAGUAUAUGUAACAUUCUACUUGGAAAUAUGUUAUAGAGUGAGAUUUUUUAAGAGAUAGGGACAGGGACAUAACCCCACUCUCAGACACAGAGGAUUAGCUAAAAUAAUACAUGAACAGCCAUGUCAGGUUUACGUAGCCUAUGUGUUGACACUUCACAAUUGAACUAGCUCCAUCUCUAGUCUCUCCUACAUGACAGUUACUCAGACUGUUGACUGUGGACAGCUGUCAGAGGGCGGAAGCAGGGUUGUUAGGGUCACGGUUUGGGGUUAGCAAGGGUUAACAUGGGAAGACUGCACAGUUGUGUUUGCUUGUCAUACUGACAGAGGACUCAUGGGGAUAGACUGCGUCUACUCUUUUUAUGACAGAGUAAUAUAUCUGUCAUAGAAAUAGAGUUAGUAGAAAGCAUAUGGCUGGAAAAUCAACAGGAUUUUUCUGAAUCUACCCAAUAAUGUAAGAAAUGAAAACACAUAUCCAAUAUGGCCGCCACUCCAGACUCCUCAGAACAGUGAAUGGGAAUGUCCAAUCUAACAAUACUAAUCCCUCCGUACCUUCUCCGCUAUGCAAUCUGGUUUUCGAGCUGAUCAUGGGUGCACCUCAGCCACGCUCAAGGUCCUAAACGAUAUAAUAACCGCGAUUGAUAAAAGACAGUACUGUGCAGCCGUCUUCAUCGACAUGGCCAAGGCUUUUGACUCUGUCAAUCACCGCAUUCUUAUUGGCAGACUAAAUAGCCUUGGUUUCUCAACUGACUGCCUCGCCUGGUUCACCAACUACUUUUCAGAUAGAGUUCAAUGUGUCAAAUCGGAAGGCCUGUUGUCUGGACCUCUGGCAGUCUCUAUGGGGGUGCCACAGGGUUCAAUUCUCAGGCUGACUCUAUUCUCUGUGUAUAUCAAUGAUGUCACUCUUGCUGCUGGUGACUCUCAGAUCCACCUCUACGCAGACGACACCAUUUUGUAUACAUCUGGCCCUUCAUUGGACACUGUGUUAACAAACCUCCAAACGAUCUUCAAUGCCAUACAACACUCCUUCCGUGGCCUCCAACUGCUCUUAAACACUAGUAAAACUAAAUGCAUGCUCUUCAAUCGAACGCUGCUUGCACCCGCCCGCCUGACUAGAAUCACUACUCUCGGUGGGUCUGACUUAGAAUAUGUGGACAACUACAAAUACCUAGGUGUGUGGUUAGACUGUAAACUCUCCUUCCAGACUCACAUUAAGCAUCUCCAAUCCAAAAUUAAAUCUAGAAUCGGCUUCCUGUUUCGCAACAAAGCCUCCUUCACUCAUGCUGCUAAACAUGCCCUCCUAAAACGGACUAUCCUACCGAUCCUUGACUUCGGCGAUGUCAUUUACAAAAUAGCUUCCAACACUCAACUCAGCAAAUUGGAUGUAGUCUAUCACAGUGCCAUCCGUUUUGUCACCAAAGCCCCAUAUACUACACACCAUUGUGACCUGUACGCUCUCGUUGGCUGGUCCUCACUACAUAUUCGUCGCCAAACCCACUGGCUCCAGGUCAUCUAUAAAUCACUUCUAGGCAAAUCCCUGCCUUAUCUUAGCUCAUUGGUCACCAUAGCAACACCCACCCGUAGUAGGCGCUCCAGCAGGUAUAUUUCACUGGUCAUCCCCAAAGCCAACACCUCCUUUGGCCGCCAUUCCUUCCAGUUCUCUGCUGCAAAUGACUGGAACGAACUACAAAAAUCUCUGAAGUUGGAGACACUUAUCUCCCUCAUUAACUUUAAGCAUCAGUUGUCAGAGCAGCUUACCAAUCACUGCACCUGUACACAGCCCAUCUGAAAUUAGCCCACCCAACUACCUCAUCCCCAUAUUGUUAUUUACAUUGUUAUUUAUUUUGCUCAUUUGCACCCCAGUAUCUCUAUUUGCACAUCAUCUUCUGCACAUCUAUCACUCCAGUGUUAAUACUAAAUUGUAAGUAUUUUGCACUAUGGCCUAUUAUUGCCUUACCUCCAUAACUUACUACAUUUGCACACACUGUUUAUAGAUUUUCUAUUGUGUUAUUUAUUGACUGUACGUUUUUGUUUAUUCCAUAUGUAACUCUGUGUUGUUUUUAUCGCACUGCUUUGCUUUAUCUUGGCUAGGUCGCAGUUGUAAAUGAGAACUUGUUCUCAACUGGCUUACCUGGUUAAAUAAAGGUGAAAUAAAGUUUUAAAAAUGUUUUUAUAUGGUUUGAGUUGCCACAGAGAAAAAAAACAGAUGGAUUAUCAGCACAAACAAAUUCCUUUCACUGUUUAAAUGCACACGUUUAAAGGUGUACUUCGGGAUUUUUGCAAUGAGGCCCUUUAUCUACUUCACCAGAGUCAGAUGAGCUUGUGGAUACCAUUUUUAUGUCUCUGCUUGCAGUCUAAAGGAAUUUGCUAACUAGUGCUAGCACAAUUGCUAACUAGGGUUAGUGCAAUGACUGGAAGUCUAUGGGUAUCUACUAGCAUGCUAUUGGCAGCCAUUUAAAAUGUCUACAUAUUUUGGCAUAACAGUAUUAGGAAUUAGUGGCUUUAAAACGUAUACUCUACUGUAAUCCAUGGAAAAACAGAUGGGGGAGGUUUUGUUUGCGUCUUAGGUUCCCACUUAGCCUCUUAUAACAACCAGAGAUGGGAAUCACUAUAUAAAUGACACUUCAUUUGGGUAGUCUAUCAGUAAUAUGUCAACAACAGUCUGUCGACUGGCAACAGGACAUUCAACAAAUCAGCCAUAAUAAAUUAGUUAUUUACCCGUUGUUACUUGUUCAACACCCUUCUAUCAAACUAGGCCCUGGCAGAGCCUUUUAUUUAGAAUAUACAGUGCAUUCAGAAAGUAUUCAGACCCCUUGACUUUUAACACAUUUUGUUACGUUACGGCCUUAUUCUAAAAUGGAUUAAAUCGUUUUUUCCCCUCAUCAAUCUACACACAAUACCCCAUAAUGACAAAGCAAAAAGCGUAUUUAAAAAAAAAUUAUAGCACAUUUAUUAAAAAUUGAAAACUGAAAUAAGUACAUAAUAAUAAUAAUAAUAAUAUGCCAUUUAGCAGACGCUUUUAUCCAAAGCGACUUAGUCAUGCGUGCAUACAUUUCUGUGUAUGGGUGGUCCCGGGGAUCGAACCCACUACCUUGGCGUUUCAAGCGCAGUGCUCUACCAGCUGAGCUACAGAGGAUCACAUAAGUAUUCAGACUCUUUACUCAGUAGUUUGUUGAAGCACCUUUGGCAGCGAUUACAGCCUCGUCUUCUUGGGUAUGACGCUACAAGCUUGGCACACCUGUAUUUAGGUCGUUUCUCUCAUUCUUCUCUGCAGAUCCUUGGCUGUAUGCUUAGGGUCGUUUUCCUGUUGGAUGGUGGACCUUCGCCCCAGUCUGAGGUCAUGAGCGCUCUGGAGCAGGUUUUCUCCGUUCAUCUUUCCCUCGAUCCUGACUAGUCUCCCAGUCCCUGCCGCUGAAAAACAUCUGCACAGAAUGAUGCUGCCACCACCCUGCUUCACCGUAGGGAUGGUGCCAGGUUUCCCCAGACGUGACGCUUGGCAUUCAGGCCAAAGAGUUCAAUCUUGGUUUCAUCAGACCAGAGAAUCUUGUUUCUCAUGGUCUGACAGUCCUUUAGGUGCCUUUUGGCAAACUCCAAGUGGGCUGUCAUGUGCCUUUUACUGAGGAGUGGCCUCCGUCUGGCCACUCUACCAUAAAGGCAUGAUUGGUGGAGUGCUGCAGAGAUGGUUGUCCUUCUGGAAGGUUCUCCCAUCUCCACAGAGGAACUUUGGGGCUCUGUCAAAGUGACCAUCGGGUUUUUGGUCACCUCCCUGACCAAGGCCCUUCUCCCCCGAUUGCUCAGUUUGGCCGGGCGGCCAGCUCUAAGAAGAGUCUUGGUGGUUCCAAACUUCUUCCAUUUAAGAAUGACGGAGGCCACUGUGUUCUUGGAGACCUUCAAUGCUGCAGAAAUAUUUUGGUACCCUUCCCCAGAUCCUGUGGCGGAGCUCUACGGACAAUUCCUUCGACCUCAUGGCUUGGUUUUUGGUCUGACAUGCACUGUCAACUGUGGGACCUUAUAUAGACAGGUGUGUGCCUUUCCAAAUCAUGACCAAUCAAUUGAAUUUACCACAGGUGGACUCCAAUGAAGUUGUAGAAACAUCUCAAGGAUGGUCAAUGGAAACAGGAUGCACCUGAGCUCAAUUUCAAGUCUCAUAGCAAAGGGUCUGAAUACUUAAGUAAAUGAGUUAUUUCUGUUUAUUUUGUGUUUAAUAAAUGUGCAAACAUUUCUAAAAACCUGUUUUCGCUUUGUCAUUAUGGGGUAUUGUGUGUAGAUUGAUGAACAUUUCUAUUUAAUAAAUUUUAGAAUAAGACUGUAACGUAACAAAAUGUGGAAAAAGGGGAAGGGGUCUGAAUACUUUCCGAGUGAACUGUAUACUGUUCUGGACCAUGGCCACUAAGCUAAGUUACUGUUGAAGAAAGGUCAUUCUUAGAGGUCACACCAGAGAGAAAGGAAGUGGGGCAAAGCCCGUUACAACAUUAUAUCAAAGAUAUCUGGUGUAGGUGUGUGGUAGAUAAUGUAUCUUGAUAUGGAGUCUGUCUCACAGUGCUACUGUUGUCUCCUGUGUCUUUUAGAAUCUGAGAGUCCUCUACUGUUUACCGUUUUUCAGUCUGAGUCAGACAUACUCAUGUUUCUCUCUCUCUCUCUCUCGCGCAUGCUGUCUCUCGCUCAUGCUGUCUCUCUCUCUAUAACAUAAUUGGAUAUGAUCCUCUCUCUAUAACAUUAUUGGAUAUGAUCCUCUCUCUCUCUAUAACAUAGUUAGAUGUGAUCUUGCGUAGUUGUGAAAUCAGAACUGGCAUAGGAUUCAAACGUACUAUUAGAACCAAUGAUAUUUCCAUGGAAUUUCACAGUGCUCAGUUCAGCACGGUAACAAAUAAGACUGUAAUAUUGUGUGUUUCUGUAUGUCCUGGUUAAGCUUUACAAUGAGGAAGUGCUGGAUCUGUUUGACUCUACACGGGACCUGGAGGCUCGGACGCAGAAAUCCCACAUAAAAAUCCACGAGGACGCUAAUGGCGGAAUUUACACAGUGGGGGUGACCACACGGACGGUAGCCUCCGAGGCAGAGGUACGUGCGUGUGAUACACUGUAUGUGUUGGGAUGUGUAGUCUGGGGGUCCAGAAGAAAUGUGUAUGGCUGUGUAUAUACAAUGUAGGACUGUAAAAUGAUUGUUACGCGGUGACGGCACACAUGUCCAAUCUACUCUCUGUCUCCUCACCCAGAUGAUGCAGUGUCUGAAGCUGGGUGCUCUGUGUCGUACCACCGCCAGCACCCAGAUGAACGUCCAGAGCUCCCGCUCUCAUGCCAUCUUCACCAUCCACCUGUGCCAAGUCAGAGUCUGUGCAUCUGACAAGGUACGUACAAGAGCAGCUUGUUCAUUAGCCUGAGGGCCCUUUCUGCUCUCUUUCCAACUCCUUUCUUAUUCCGUAUCUACCCUUUUGUUACUGUUAGGUGACUCCUGUCAUGUGUUAUGACACUGUUAUGAAAUGUUAUGACAGUGACUGGAGUUACUCCUAACCUUGACAUGUUACAGAAAUUAUAUAGCCACUCAAUCGCUAUCAUGUUAUGCUAGGUUAAUGUUAAUAACAUAUAUAGAAAGUGCUUUUAUAAUGGUACUGACGUAGUAUGUUUAUGGUACUGACAUUCUAUGUUUAUGGUACUGACAUACUAUGUUUAUGGUACUGACAUUCUAUGUUUAUGGUACAUUAAUGGCAUGGACAUUCUAUGUUUAUGGUACUGACAUUCUAAGUUAUGUUACAUUAAUGGCAUGGACAGUGCUUUUGACUUGUGGUACUGACAUUCUAUGUUUAUGGUACUGACAUUCUAUGUUUAUGGUACUGACAUACUAUGUUUAUGGUACUGACAUACUAUGUUUAUGGUACUGACAUUCUAUGUUUAUGGUACAUUAAUGGCAUGGACAGUGCUUUUGACACUGAAACAAAGGCAUCCAUCUUGGUGUUAUUUACAUGGACAUUUUUAUCCAGAGUGACAUACAUAAGCAAUUAGGAUUAAGUGCCUUGCUCAAGGGCACAUUGACAUAUUUUUCACCUAGUCGUCUCUGGGAUUCGAACUAGCAAACUUUUGGUUACUUAACCACUAGGCUACCUGCCGUCCAUUAUUUCUACCUCACAGAAAGACAACAACGAGUGGGACAACAGGAUUGCUAACGGCAACUCAGAGAUGGAAGAGUAUGAGACAUUGACGGCCAAGUUUCACUUUGUGGACCUGGCCGGUUCUGAAAGGCUGAAGAGAACCGGUGCUACAGGAGACCGAGCUAAGGAGGGAAUCUCCAUCAACUGUGGACUGGUGAGAGUUUGGCUGUGUCUGUGUUUUUUUCUCUCGCAAUUAAAAAAAAUAAAUAUAUAUAUAUAUAUAUACAGUGGGGAGAACAAGUAUUUGAUACACUGCCGAUUUUGCAGGUUUUCCUACUUACAAAGCAUGUAGAGGUCUGUAAUUUUUAUCAUAGGUACACUUCAACUGUGAGAGACGGAAUCUAAAACAAAAAUCCAGAAAAUCACAUUGUAUGAUUUUUAAGUAAUUAAUUUGCAUUUUAUUGCAUGACAUAAGUAUUUGAUACAUCAGAAAAGCAGAACUUAAUAUUUGGUACAGAAACCUUUGUUUGCAAUUACAGAGAUCAUACGUUUCCUGUAGGUCUUGACCAGGUUUGCACACACUGCAGCAGGGAUUUUGGCCCACUCCUCCAUACAGACCUUCUCCAGAUCCUUCAGGUUUCGGGGCUGUCGCUGGGCAAUACGGACUUUCAGCUCCCUCCAAAGAUGUUCUAUUGGGUUCAGGUCUGGAGACUGGCUAGGCCACUCCAGGACCUUGAGAUGCUUCUUACGGAGCCACUCCUUAGUUGCCCUGGCUGUGUGUUUCGGGUCGUUGUCAUGCUGGAAGACCCAGCCACGACCCAUCUGCAAUGCUCUUACUGAGGGAAGGAGGUUGUUGGCCAAGAUCUCGCGAUACAUGGCCCCAUCCAUCCUCCCCUGAAUACGGUGCAGUCGUCCUGUCCCCUUUGCAGAAAAGCAUCCCCAAAGAAUGAUGUUUCCACCUCCAUGCUUCACGGUUGGGAUGGUGUUCUUGGGGUUGUACUCAUCCUUCUUCUUCCUCCAAACACGGCGAGUGGAGUUUAGACCAAAAAGCUAUAUUUUUGUCUCAUCAGACCACAUGACCUUCUCCCAUUCCUCCUCUGGAUCAUCCAGAUGGUCAUUGGCAAACUUCAGACGGGCCUGGACAUGCGCUGGCUUGAGCAGGGGGACCUUGCGUGCACUGCAGGAUUUUAAUCCAUGACGGCGUAGUGUGUUACUAAUGGUUUUCUUUGAGACUGUGGUCCCAGCUCUCUUCAGGUCAUUGACCAGGUCCUGCCGUGUAGUUCUGGGCUGAUCCCUCACCUUCCUCAUGAUCAUUGAUGCCCCACGAGGUGAUAUCUUGCAUGGAGCCCCAGACCGAGGGUGAUUGACCGUCAUCUUGAACUUCUUCCAUUUUCUAAUAAUUGCGCCAACAGUUGUUGCCUUCUCACCAAGUUGCUUGCCUAUUGUCCUGUAGCCCAUCCCAGCCUUGUGCAGGUCUACAAUUGUAUCCCUUAUGUCCUUACACAGCUCUCUGGUCUUGGCCAUUGUGGAGAGGUUGGAGUCUGUUUGAUUGAGUGUGUGGACAGGUGUCUUUUAUACAGGUAACGAGUUCAAACAGGUGCAGUUAAUACAGGUAAUGAGUGGAGAACAGGAGGGCUUCUUAAAUAAAAACUAACAGGUCUGUGAGAGCCGGAAUUCUUACUGGUUGGUAGGUGAUCAAAUACUUAUGUCAUGCAAUAAAAUGCAAAUUAAUUACUUAAAAAUCAUACAAUGUGAUUUUCUGGAUUUUUGUUUUAGAUUCCGUCUCUCACAGUUGUAGCGUACCUAUGAUAAAAAUUACAGACCUCUACAUGCUUUGUAAGUAGGAAAACCUGCAAAAUCGACAGUGUAUCAAAUACUUGUUCUCCCCACUGUAUAUACACACAUACAUACAUAUAUACAUUUACAUUUUAGUCAUUUAGCAGACGCUCUUAUCCAGAGCGACUUACAUAUAUACAUACAUCCAUACACACACGCACACAUAUCCUUUUUUAAAUUAUAUUUCCCUUCAUUACUUUCCAACCCCACCACCCCUUCCCCAAUUGGAGUAAACUAGUGAACAACAACACUUAGGCCUCUACUUCCAGCCCAUACAUACUAUAUACAUUUUAUGGACACAGUCAAAUUCUACAAUAAUUAUAGUUUGUUUGUUUUUACUCCUGAACUUCCUCCGAUCAUUUUCAUGAUGUCCAUCUGGUUUGCUUCUAUAUGCCAUAUUUUUCUAACUGUGCUCUUUCACAAAAGCUCUCAACCUAUAACCUAUAUACUUAUUAUGGACACAGUAUGCUUUACAUUAGUUAUCUUGUUGUUAUUAGUUGUUGUUAUUAGUCCCAUCCUUCAGCUCCAUUCAAAACCUCCCAUCUAUCUCUUAAUACCAUCCAUAUUGGAUUUCUAUUUGCCAUAUAUUUUUCAACUGUACUGUGAUGUUUUACAAAAGUUCUGAACCUUCCUUAUUUCUUAACCUUAAAGUGCCACCUAGUGGUUAAAAUCAGUACCUUGCAAAUACUGUGUGAAGUCGUGACAGCCCAGCAUGAACACAUUUUACAUUUACAUUUUAGUCAUUUAGCAGACGCUCUUAUCCAGAGCGACUUACAGUUAGUGAGUGCAUACAUUUUUCAUACUGGCCCCCCGUGGGAAACGAACCCACAACCCUGGCGUUGCAAGUGCCAUGCUCUGCCAACUGAGCUACAGAGGACUAUAGACUCCUCGAAUGAGAAUCUUUCUGAAAAUACCCUUCAAUAUCUGUUUUUCUGAGUUGUGUUUCUUGGUCAUUUCCUCCAAACUGCAGCUUGCUCUGGGGAAUGUAAUCAGUGCUUUGGGAGACAGGAGCAAGCGAUCCACACAUGUGCCCUACAGAGACUCCAAACUCACCCGGCUCCUACAGGACUCUCUGGGUGGAAACAGGUCUGUUUGCCAUUGGUCAGACCUUUCUCCCUCUCUCUAUAAGGGUUGUUGUCAUAGUAAUCUGGUAUGAUGUGCAUGUCAAACUAAAUGCAUUUUGUCAAUCGAUACAAAUUGUACAUAAGUCAGCUUUGAGGUGUGGGUUUGUUUCUUGUUCUGCCCACAUGUCGUUGGCUUGCCAAGGCAAAGCUGUUAUGUUGUUGAAUGCAUAAAGUCUGGAACCCAUGUUAAUUUGAACUCUCCCAUUACCCUCAGCCAAACGAUGAUGAUAGCCUGCAUCAGUCCGUCUGACCGGGACUUCAUGGAGACCCUGAACGCGUUGAAGUACGCUAACAGAGCCAGGAACAUUAAGAACAAGGUGAUGGUGAACCAGGACAAGGCCUCCCAGCAGAUCUCUGCUCUCAGGACAGAAAUCGCCAGGCUACAGAUGGAACUGAUGGAGUAUAGGACGGUAAGAGAAAGAGAGGUCGGGAGGGAGGGAGGGAGGGAGGGGACAGCAGGUUGGGAAGGGCAUAGUUAAGAGUUGAAGAAAGGGUCAAAUAUUGUGACACGGCGGGAGAGAGGCUGGGAGAGAGAAAUAGAGAGAUGGGGAGGGGGGGGGGGUAUGGAUAGAGCAGAGUGAGAAAGUCAAUAAGAUGAAAAUAACUGGAUAAAAAAAGAAAACAGGUAUAUGAGUAUAUGGAAAUGAGGUAUGACCGUCCGAUAAUCAUUUCCCCUUGGUGAAUUAUAACUCACUAUCUAAACCCAUUUUCCUCUGGUAGGGUAAGCGUAUGGUGGGAGAGGACGGUAUGGAGAGCAUCAACGACAUGGUCCAUGAGAACACCAUGCUGCAGACAGAGAACAGUAACCUGAGGAUCAGGGUCAAAGCCAUGCAGGAGACCAUCGACGCCCAGAGGGCCAGACUCACACGGUACCUCAGUGACCAGGCCAACCAGGUCCUCGCCAGGGCAGGUGAGUGGGGUGUGAUGUGCGUGUUUUCGUAUGUGUCGAUAUGUCUGUGCCAAUCCCCUCACGUCUUAAACAGUUCAUAAGUGUGUUUCCUAAAGUUUUCAUGUUUUGGUUAUUCAGGUGAGGGCAGUGAAGAGAUUGGGAACAUGAUCCAGAGCUAUAUCAAAGAGAUAGAGGACCUUAGGUAAAUAAAUGUCUCCCCUAUAUUAAGAUUAAUACUUUUUAUUUGUCAUUUGAAUUUGUUACAUUUGCAAACUGAACAUUUUUACUGUUACCCCCCUCCUCCCCCUAGGGCCAAACUCCUGGAAAGUGAGUCUAUGAAUGAGAACCUGCGUAAGAACCUGUCGCGUGCCUCCUCACGCCAGUCCUUCUACCCCGGAACCUUCUCCCCUGCCCUACUGGCCCCCGAGAAGGAGGCCUCCGACAUCAUCGAGAUGGCCAAGAAAGAUCUGGAGAAACUCAAGAAGAAGGAGAGGAAGAAGAAGAAGAGGUAAAGAGAGAGGGGGAUGGUGGUUAUAGAAGCAAAUGAUUCAUGUUUUCUUGUUUUGGAAAAAACUAACUCCAGCACACUGGCAAUUCUUGUACACCGUAUAUCCUCAAUGUGUUGCCGUGGUGAGUAACAGUUUGUGAUCCCCAUGUUUCUCUCUAUGACUUCUCUUCCUUCCAUUUCUCUGUACUCCCUGAUUUCAUUCUUUCCUUCCUUCGUUCCUUCCUUGUCAUCUCUCCCCUGUCCUCUCCCCUGUGACCUUUGACCCUUACCUUUCCCUGAAGGCUCCAGCAGCUGCUGGAAGAGAGAGAGAGGGAGGAGCUGGUAGAGGAGGAGGAGGAGGAUGGCAGGUUUGUCACAGGUUCCCCCUUCCCUUUACCACAUUUCCAUUCCUCGCUUCUUCUAAACCGCCAUUUUGUUUUGUUUAGCAGGCAGUUGCCACACCAGAAGGAAAACCUGAGCUCAGUUCUUUCUGUGCUCACUUGUUUCUUUCAGUUUGUUCACCCCGACUGGCUGAUAUGAUGGAAACAAAGCUAUUGGUUCUGUUUUCAUGCACCACCAAUGGCCUUAUCUCUGGGGGGUUUUAACACCCUUUAUUUUGGAAGAUAUUUUUAAAAAAACAGGUUCAUUUACAGAUAAUUACUGUACUGACUUUUUUUGUGCUGCACUGCAUAUUCUGUCAUGCUAGUUUGCUUUUGGUUGUCUUUUUUCCCCUCUAGAAAAUAAAUACUAUUGAACCUUUGGUCUGCUUUGUUCAAUGUUGUCUCGCCCUGCCUCUCUGUUGUCCCCGACUAGUGUCGUCAAGGAAGAAGUCCCCGACAACGACCAAGACCAGGGGACGGAAAAAGAGCUGACUGAGCAGUCCAAUGACGAGCCUGAGAUGGUAUAUUUGACAACCUAUUAGUCCAAUGGUAUCUCAGGAUUAAAAGAGAAGUGCUUUUUUCUGACACUGGAUCAUUUUCUAUUCUGUUUUUGUUUGUGACCUCAGGAGGGGAGUGACCAUGAGGAAGGGGAGGAAGAGGAGGAGGAGGAGGAAGAGGAGGAGAUGGAUGUGGAGGAGAGCUCUGAUGAUUCAGACUCUGAGUCAGAUGAGAAAGGUAAAAUGGCCGUAUAGAAGGGGCAUGGCUCUCCUUGUUUGAGUCAGUGAGUACGGUUACAUGCAUACAAUAAUACGAUUAUUGUGGAUAGUCAGAUUAAUAUAAUAGUUUGUUAUAAAACGUUUACAUGCUUUGCAAUAACUAUUUUCCUAAUAACCCUGUUUCCAUGGACACAUCUGAAAUCAGGCUACCUGAUGGGACUUAAAUACAGUGCAUUCGGAAAGUAUUCAGACCCCUUGACUUUUUCCACAUUUUGUUACGUUACAGCCUUAUUCUAAAAUGGAUUAAAUAAAACAUUUUCCUCAUCAUUCUACACACAAUACCCCAUAAUUACAAAGCGAAAACAGGUUUUUAGAUUUUUUUGUUAAAAAUAACAACAGAAAUACCUUAUUUACAUAAGUAUUCAGACCCUUUGCUAUGAGACUCGAAAUUGAGCUCAGGUGCAUCCUGUUUACAUUUUAUUUAUUUAUUAUUUAACCUUUAUUUAACUAGUCAAGUCAGUUAAUAACAAAUUCUUAUUUACAAUGACGAUCUACCCCGGCCAAACUUUACGACGCUGGGCCAAUCAUCCUUGAGAUGUUUCUACAACUUGAUUGGAGUUCACCUGUGGUAAAUUCAAUUGAUUGGACAUGAUUUGGAAAGGCACACACCUGUCUAAAUAAGGUCCCACAGUUGACAGUGCAUGACAGAGCAAAAACCAAGCCAUGAGGUCGAAGGAAUUUUCCGUAGAGUUCCGAGACAGGAUUGUGUCGAGGCACAGAUCUGGGGAAGGGUACCAAAAAAUGUCUGCAGCAUUGAAGGGCCCCAAGAACACAGUGGCCUCCAUCAUUCUUAAAUGGAAGAAGACUCUUCCUAGAGCUGGCCACCCAGCCAAACUGAGCAAUUGGGGGAGAAGGGCCUUUGUCAGGGAGGUGACCAAGAACCCAAUGGUCACUCUGACAGAGCUCCAGAGUUCCUCUGUGCAGAUGGGAGAACAUUUCAGAAGGACAACCAUCUCUGCAGCACUCCACCAAUCAGGCCUCUAUGGUAGAUUGGCCAGACGGAAGCCACUCCUCAGUAAAAGGCACAUGACAGCCCGCUUGGAGUUUGCAAGAAAGGCAUCUAAAGGACUCUCAGACCAUGAGAAACAAGAUUCUCUGGUCUGAUGAAACCAAGAUUGAACUCUUUGGCCUGAAUGCCAAGCGUCACGUCUGGAGGAAACCUGGCACCAUCCCUACGGUGAAGCAUGGUGGUGGCAGCAUCAUGCUGUGGUGAAAUUUUUCAGCAGCAGGGACUGGGAGACUAGUCAGGAUCAAGGGAAAGAUGAACGGAGCAAAGUACAGAGAGAUCCUUGAUGAAAACCUGCUCCAGAGCGCUCAGGACCUCAGAUUGGGGUGAAGGUUCACCUUCCAACAGGACAACAACUCUAAGCACACAGCCAAGACAACGCAGGAGUGGCUUUAGGACAAGUCUCUGAAUGUCCUUGAGUGGCCCGGCCAGAGCCCGGAAUCGAUCGAACUGGAUCUCUGGAGAGACCUGAAAAUAGCUGUGCAGCGACGCUCCCCAUCCAACCUGACAGAGCUUGAGAGGAUCUGUUUUUUUUGCUUUGUCAUUAUGAGGUAUUGUGUGUAGCUUGAUGAGGGGGUAAAAUACAAUGUAAUCAAUUUUAGAAUAAGGUUGUAACGAAAAGUCAUGCACUGUAAAUGCAGAAAAUCAUAAUAAACGUUCUACCACAUGUUAUUUUUGCGAAGCCUAUUUGAUUCUGAGUUCGGACAUAUAAAGUUUGUAUGUGAACUAUUUCUAAGAUGCAUACUUUUAAGUUUUUCUGAACUCACUUCACUUGCGCAUAAGAGGGAGGCUUGCGUUACCGGUGCUGUCACAUGAGCAGAUCAAAUACACUGCUUGAAUGCCGAUUUAAGCUGUUUACAGGAAUUAAUCAUUAGAAAGAUUGCUCAGAAAACCAAGUGCGUUAAUCGGCGGAUGCUUACUUUGAUUUUUUUACUUACGCCGAUUAAGAUAAGCAAAGUAAGGCCAUACUCCGUCUACUGCCAUAAUCAGUUUAACAUGGAUUUAUUAGUGUGCAUGUAAAUGCACUCAUUGAUUUGUGGUAAGACAAAAACAUUUGGAGUGUUAUCUAUUUUAGAGACUCCCUGUAGCAUCAAGUAACUAACAUGCUUGCAAAAUGAGACAUUGUUUUUGGUAGAGAAUGUGUUUCAUUAACUUACCUGGUUGAAAAAGGCAAUAUGUUUUAUUUUAAAGUGAGUGUAACACAGCUAAAGUAUAUUUCACCAUGUUUAAUAUACUUCAGCCAGCGAACUAUCAGGCAGACCUGGCCAACAUCACUGUGUGAGAUCUACUGAAUAUGUCUGUCAAUGUGAAACCCAUGUGAAUAUACUUCACCCACCAGAGAACUUCCAGGCGGACCUGGCCAACAUCACGUGUGAGAUCGCCAUCAAGCAGAAGCUGAUAGAUGAACUGGAGAACAGCCAGCGCCGUCUGCACACGCUCAAGCAGCAGUACGAACAGAAACUGAUGAUGCUGCAGAGUAAGAUCAGAGACACGCAGCUGGAGAGAGACCGGGUGCUGCACAACAUGGGUACGUGUCGUCACGGUACCAACUGGAACGUGUGACUGCUGCACAGCUAUGGGAGAUGGUUAAGGCCGUCACUGGCUACAGUUGACACUGUGAAGAUGUUUUAGUUUUAUUUUGCUGUGGUUCUUUAGAACCUGUAACACGAAGGCUAUUGAACGGAUGAUUCCAUCUGUUGAUUUUAAAGCAGGGGUGGCCAACCCUCCACUGGAGAGCUGGAUUGUAUUUAUCCCUACUCUAACACACCUGAUUCAGCUGAUCACUUGAGGUCCUGGGGCCUCAUUUAUCAACCGUGCGUGCAUUUCUUUAAACAUUCUGGCAUACGUGGAGAUUCUAGGAUUUGCAUGCGAAAGUUGGAUAAAUCACAAUAAUUUGUGGCUUACGCAAAUCCUAGAAUCUCCACGUACGCCAGAAUUUAGUAAGAAACAUAUAUGCAUGUUUUCAUUGAUAAACAGAGCCAUAUUAUAUUUGUGCGGUAGUGAACAGUCCCGCCUGGAAAACACCCUCCAUUUACCUUUUAUUUGGAGAUGAUUUAUGAUGUAUGAUUUGGACAUGUUGGAACUGGGCCAUGACAGUUUAUAAAAGAAAGGGAACUGGGCCAUGACAGUUUAUAAAAGAAAGCGCAAUGUCAAAUUUGAUCACAUUUCUGUAGAGGUGUGGGCAGAAUGUUGCAGUGACUUCUCCAAACAAAAAAUCCAUGGCGCCUAGCAAGUGACAAACACUGGUCGCGCAUUCUGCAAGAUUGAUUGUCCUUUUGAACAAUUUAAAAGGAAAUGUUACAGCCCACUCUUCUAUGCAAAAGACACAUUGUUUUUCAUGAUAUUGUUUAUCAAUACAUGAUUGUGUUUCCAUCUCCUGCCUUGGUAUAGGCUCUGAAAUGAAAUGGGCUAUGAUGUCACGCAUCUAAUCCUAUCGCACAGCAAAUGUAGCCAUACUGUCUCAUACUGUCAAGGCUUCCCGUUUGUUUACUUUCCAGCAUGCUUGGCUAUUGAAUGAGAGAUUUGAUAAAUGGUAGCCUAAUAUUUGUUGUGUAGCGUGAAUAAUUUAAAUCAGUUCUGUCAGAAAAGGAGAGACGUCCUGCGAUAUGAUUAUGAUUUAGGCCAAUAUAAUAAAAGUAAAAUAAACACAUUAGACGACAUGCUGCUAUGCGAUCGCCUUGCCAACGGCAAAUGCAUCUGUUUUAUCAUUAGGUCUACGUUUUAAUGUUUUCAGUAGCCUACCAUUAUUAUAAUUCCCGUGCAUCAUAUACCUCCCAUUUCCCUCAAACGAACAGUAAGCAUUUUUGCUUGCAAUACAGUUGGAUCAACCUUCUAGAAGUUGUGCACACGGAUGGUUUGAGAUUUGCGUAGAGAUACGCACACUUUUCUGCCAAGUUCAAAAUGUAUAACUACCAACAUUUGCAGGAAAACUGAUGCACGCAAUAUUUUGAGUAUAUUUGCAAGCACCUUUGAUAAAUGAGGCCCCUGGUGAGCAACUGACUAAUAUAAUCAGGUGUGAAGGGUUACAGCAGGGCUGGAGCGUUCGUUGGGUCUAAAAAUGACCCUUUUUUCUCUUUGCCCCCCCCCCAGGCUCAGUGGAGACGUGCAGCGACGAUAAGGCUAAGAAGAUCAAGCAGGAGUACGAGAAGAAGCUGAGCGUCAUGAACAGGGAACUACAGAAGUUACAGUCAGCCCAGAAGGAACACGCACGCCUUCUCAAGAACCAAUCCAAGUACGAGACACAGCUGAAGAAGCUUCAAAUGGAUGUCACGGAGAUGAAGAAGACAAAGGUAGAAAGAAGACGUUCUUGAACCUGACCCACAAACGCAACGACACUGUUAACCACUGUUAAGCACUCACAUGACAGUGCCAUUGUGAAGUGUUGAUGUUUGUUGGUACAAAAUGUAUGCUGUACUGAUAUUGUUGUGAGGAAUCGGCCAGAAUGAAGUCGAGCAAACUGCCCAGAACAGGGUUCACUGCUGAGUUCCAUCGCUCCGCUAGGAAUGUCAAGUCAUUCAAGACUGAUAUUGAUGUAAAUGUGAAUGCGCUGUAUUGUGCAGGUUCGUCUGAUGAAGCAGAUGAAGGAGCAGCAGGAGAGGAACAGGAUGACAGAGUCCAGGAGGAACAGAGAGAUCGCUACCCUCAAGAAGGACCAGCGCAAACAGGAGGUGAACCGUAGUAUCCGUAGCUUAGUUUAACAGGCUUGGCGCUGUACUAGCCUUUUCAUCAUGCUGACCCAAACUGUUUUUCCUGUAGCUCGUUAUCCAGUGACUAAAGUUGUGGCAGUUUCACAAUUUAAGGAUUCCAGCUUGAAGCACAUUUUUAGCAACUUAAUGCUACUGGCGUUACUGAAUGCCAUGUUAAUGUGUGUUCCACAGCACCAGCUGAAGCUACUAGAGGCCCAGAAGAGACAACAGGAGCUCAUUCUGCGCAGGAAGACUGAGGAGGUGAGCAACAUGAACGGCCAUCUUGGGGCCUUCACGUAGUAGUAAAAGGAUGUAGUAUACAGCAGUGAUAUAUAUUAUACAGUUACACAACACUAGAAGCAGUGACACACAUCCUCUCAACUUGAAAUGAUCUAGUUGGAUCUAAUUAUCUAAGUUCAAGGAACUUUGAAGUUUAUCCUAGGACCAGAAACUAAAAGCUUUUUUUUCCCCAAAUUCUGUUGUGACCUUUGGUACCUGGAAUAGGAUAUUCGCUUGGGAACGGAGGUAGUAGGAACCAUUGGCCAGGGUCAGAGAGCAGAGGUACAAGCGAGAGUAGACUGUCAAUGACAGAUUUUGUUCAUAAGAGUUCAAGACAGUUCAAAAUCACUGAUAACAAGAAACAUGGCAGUUUUGUAAAUAAAAUAUAAAGCUCCUACUAUUCUAUUGAGAUGAGCAAACUUCAGCAUCAGGCGGUGGUGAUUCUGGUGGCGGAUGACUGUCUACUUACGUGUGUGUGUGUGUCUCUGUACCAGGUGUCUGCUCUGAGGAGACAGGCCAGGCCUAUGUCUGGUAAGGUGACCAGCAGGAAGGUAAGUCUCCCAGAGCCCCUCCAGGACUCCGCCCACCGACCCCCCUCAGGACGCCUGCACUCCUCUGGCUCCACCGCCCCUAACGGAACCAGGUAGGGACUAGACAACAGGUCACUGCAGUGCCGUUUUGUGUGUGUAUGUGCUUGAGUUUCUGUAUUACACUGCAUGGUGUAUGUAGAGCAAUCAGUAUGGCUUUUACAGUUGAAAAAAACAGCUUCUAGCGAGAGAACAUGAGACUUGCAUGCACCUACACCUACAGUGUACGUGCCUCAAAAGUGAGGUUGUGGGGUGUUGUCUCUCUCUCUCCUCACUCUCCACAUCUACCUCCUCUCCCUCCAAAAAGAUACUAUCUCUACAAGAGCGAGAUCCUCGUCGAGAAGCAAAACGCCUCUCUCUACCUCUAGACUAUCUCUUCUCAUCUCCUCUCUCUCCUCCUCCUCUCAUCUCUCUUCCUCCUCCUCCUCAUAGCCUCUAUUCUCUCUCCUCUCUCUAUUCAGGUCCUACUACAGGCGGUCGACGGGCAUAUAUUCCACCAGAGUGGCCAGGGUGAAGUGGCAGUCUCUGGAGCGUCGUAUCUCUGAUGUCAUCAUGCAGAGGAUGACCAUCUCCAACAUGGAGUCUGAAAUGAACCGCCUGCUCAAGGUAAACAUUCAAUAAUGGUAAACAUUCACUUCUGGUAAACAUUCAAUAAUGGUAAACAUUAACUACUGGUAAACAUUCAAUACUGGUAAACAUUAAAUGCUGUUCACCUUUUUAUUUGGUGAAUAUUGUUUACAAAUGGUAUGAUACUAUGUUACGCUAAAUUAGCGGUGUUAGCAUUAACAUUAAUAUUGAAAACGUUGGCAAACCCCUCCUUUCCCUGCUUCCUCUCUCCUCUCCUCCCCCGUACACCCUCCCUCCUACUCCACUCUCCCCCCUCCAUCUUUCCUCCCUCCUCCACAGCAACGUGAGGAGCUGACCAAGCGGAGGGAGAAGCUGACCAGGAAGAGGGACAGGCUGGCGGGGGAGGGGCCUGAGGCCGAGAAGGCGGUGCUUCACCUCAACGAGGAAGUGGACGCCGUGAUGGCCAACAUAGACUACAUCAACGACAGCAUCGCUGACUGCCAGGCCAACAUUAUGCAGAUGGAGGAAGCCAAGGUGACACAGACAGACACACACGCAGACAGGCACACGGACACAGACAGACAGACCGUAAUCAUUAGCAGUAAGUGUCUCUAAAAAUUGAGGAGUGGGGACGAGGAAGAAGCCACAGAAGAGUUUUGAGAUCCACCCAUGGCCAAUCAGGGCUCCCAAGCAGCACAGAUCUCGCAAACCAAAGAGCUAUUCCAUGAUUUUGAGUAACAUGUACCCUAAAAGCAGGAAGGUAAUUGGGCUGAUAUUAGGCAGUUUUUCCAGACUGUGUGACCAUAAUAUCUGCAUUUACAGGAGGAGGUUGACACGGUGGAUGUUUCCGCCGUCAUCAGCUCCUGUACCCUAACAGAAGCCCGCUUCCUGCUGGACCACUUCAUGUCUAUGGCUAUCAACAGAGUAAAUAACUUACUGCCGUUUACCUGUCCCUCCCUAGUUCCUACCCCGUCUCUCACACCAUUGGUUUCACCUGGAAUUGACUUAGUUUAAACCCAGGUUCCAUAUGUACCCAAUUAAAGUCAGUUUCUACGAUUGUAAAUGUGUUUAGUUCUGUGUGUGUAUGCACAAGCACCCUCCUCAUUGUGUAUUCAUCUUUUGUGUGUGUUCUGUGAAGUAUUCCACACAAGCAUAGCUCGGAUUGUUGACUCUUAGUGACCCGUCUUAUAGCUGACCAUUGACCUUUUGACCUCCACCCCAUCCCAGGGUCUGCAGGCAGCUCAGAAGGAGUCCCAGGUGAAGGUGAUGGAGGGCAGGCUGAAGCAGACUGAGAUCACCAGUGCCACUCAGAACCAGCUGCUGUUCCACAUGCUGAAGGAGAAGGCUGAGUUUAACCCCGAACUGGACGCCCUGCUGGGGAAUGCUCUGCAAGGUAACAGUCCUAACCCCAACCUUCCAGCCCGCCAGCCACACACUGAAAAAUGUAUACAGAUGUAGGAUCAGCAGGAAAUGCAAGCUUGUAGUGUAUUCAAGAUUUUAAAAUGCUUCUAAAGUUUGUAAUUUCCACUUUAAAAUGUCAGACUUGAUUUGCCCUAAUGAAACAUUUAUCAUUUGAGGAUUAUUUUCCUGCUGUAGCGAACUGGCUCAAAUUAAGAUCCUACAUCUGUAGUUCAGUCCAAGGCCUUGACCCUGACCUACUCACCCCUUGCCACUGGAGGUCCGUGAGGUCAAGCCCACAAUGCUAUCAGGCCUGGCUCACCCCAUAAUCAUGUAGGCUUGAAUAAAUAACUAAGCAAAAAUAACUAAGCAAAGUCAUUGAAGUUUACCUGCGUGUUGGUGUUCACCUUGUCAGCCCACUGCUUUGUUGGGAUGGCCUCCAGAACCAGGGCUGGGUGGUUAUGGUCUACUGCAUGAUGAUUUGAGCCUGUUAAGUUGCUCUCGCUCGUUGCCUCCUCCUGAAUAGAUGCUGCUUUCAAAAGUCACCCCAAUUUUUUUUUGCAAUCACACAAAUGUCAGUUGGACUAAGAAAGCCUCUCUGGCGCUGUCGUUUUUGUGUUACAUUAUUUAUCAAGUUUGGAAACCCAUCAGUUUUUGUUUCAUGGUUAUAGAGCUUAUAUUUUGUUACGGGGUUGACAUUUUGUUAUUGAGCUGACCAUUUAUUAUGGUUCCAUUUAAUGUUUUUCUAUUUUCACCAGCAUCUGUUGAGGAGGAUGUCCUGACUUUUGAACCGUCUUUUCUUUUGGACUUGAUUUGGUUUGUGAUUAUGGGGGAAUGAAUGAAUGUGUUUUUCAUUUGUGUGUUGCCUUUUUUCUGCCCCCGCCCAUGGUGCCUUAAUGUAUACAGAGCUAGGUAACAUGCCAGUGGGUAAGUAACAGACACCAGACUCUCUCUCUCUAUAUAUAUAUAUAUGUUUAUAUGAAUGCAUGGGUCCCCCUCCUGGAAACUAACUCAGCAACAUAACAUGAGCAGGUGCAUGAGGUGUAAUGUCUUCAGGCCUCCCUCCAUCUGUCAGCUGACCCUUCUCUUCCUCCCAAUGUGUCUUCAGGCCUCCCUCCAUCUGUCAGCUGACCCUUCUCUUCCUCCCAAUGUGUCUUCAGGCCUCCCUCCAUCUGUCAGCUGACCCUUCUCUUCCUCCCAAUGUGUCUUCAGGCCUCCCUCCAUCUGUCAGCUGACCCUUCUCUUCCUCCCAAUGUGUCUUCAGGCCUCCCUCCAUCUGUCAGCUGACCCUUCUCUUCCUCCCAAUGUGUCUUCAGGCCUCCCUCCAUCUGUCAGCUGACCCUUCUCUUCCUCCCAAUGUGUCUUCAGGCCUCCCUCCAUCUGUCAGCUGACCCUUCUCUUCCUCCCAAUGUGUCUUCAGGCCUCCCUCCAUCUGUCAGCUGACCCUCUUCCUCCCAAUGUGUCUUCAGGCCUCCCUCCAUCUGUCAGCUGACCCUUCUCUUCCUCCCAAUGUGUCUUCAGGCCUCCCUCCAUCUGUCAGCUGACCCUUCUCUUCCUCCCAAUGUGUCUUCAGGCCUCCCUCCAUCUGUCAGCUGACCCUUCUCUUCCUCCCAAUGUGUCUUCAGGCCUCCCUCCAUCUGUCAGCUGACCCUUCUCUUCCUCCCAAUGUGUCUUCAGGCCUCCCUCCAUCUGUCAGCUGACCCUUCUCUUCCUCCCAAUGUGUCUUCAGGCCUCCCUCCAUCUGUCAGCUGACCCUUCUCUUCCUCCCAAUGUGUCUUCAGGCCUCCCUCCAUCUGUCAGCUGACCCUUCUCUUCCUCCCAAUGUGUCUUCAGGCCUCCCUCCAUCUGUCAGCUGACCCUUCUCUUCCUCCCAAUGUGUCUUCAGGCCUCCCUCCAUCUGUCAGCUGACCCUUCUCUUCCUCCCAAUGUGUCUUCAGGCCUCCCUCCAUCUGUCAGCUGACCCUUCUCUUCCCUUCCUCCCAAUGUGUCUUCAGGCCUCCCUCCAUCUGUCAGCUGACCCUUCUCUUCCUCCCAAUGUGUCUUCAGGCCUCCCUCCAUCUGUCAGCUGACCCUUCUCUUCCUCCCAAUGUGUCUUCAGGCCUCCCUCCAUCUGUCAGCUGACCCUUCUCUUCCUCCCAAUGUGUCUUCAGGCCUCCCUCCAUCUGUCAGCUGACCCUUCUCUUCCUCCCAAUGUGUCUUCAGGCCUCCCUCCAUCUGUCAGCUGACCCUUCUCUUCCUCCCAAUGUGUCUUCAGGCCUCCCUCCAUCUGUCAGCUGACCCUUCUCUUCCUCCCAAUGUGUCUUCAGGCCUCCCUCCAUCUGUCAGCUGACCCUUCUCUUCCUCCCAAUGUGUCUUCAGGCCUCCCUCCAUCUGUCAGCUGACCCUUCUCUUCCUCCCAAUGUGUCUUCAGGCCUCCCUCCAUCUGUCAGCUGACCCUUCUCUUCCUCCCAAUGUGUCUUCAGGCCUCCCUCCAUCUGUCAGCUGACCCUUCUCUUCCUCCCAAUGUGUCUUCAGGCCUCCCUCCAUCUGUCAGCUGACCCUUCUCUUCCUCCCAAUGUGUCUUCAGGCCUCCCUCCAUCUGUCAGCUGACCCUUCUCUUCCUCCCAAUGUGUCUUCAGGCCUCCCUCCAUCUGUCAGCUGACCCUUCUCUUCCUCCCAAUGUGUCUUCAGGCCUCCCUCCAUCUGUCAGCUGACCCUUCUCUUCCUCCCAAUGUGUCUUCAGGCCUCCCUCCAUCUGUCAGCUGACCCUUCUCUUCCUCCCAAUGUGUCUUCAGGCCUCCCUCCAUCUGUCAGCUGACCCUUCUCUUCCUCCCAAUGUGUCUUCAGGCCUCCCUCCAUCUGUCAGCUGACCCUUCUCUUCCUCCCAAUGUGUCUUCAGGCCUCCCUCCAUCUGUCAGCUGACCCUUCUCUUCCUCCCAAUGUGUCUUCAGGCCUCCCUCCAUCUGUCAGCUGACCCUUCUCUUCCUCCCAAUGUGUCUUCAGGCCUCCCUCCAUCUGUCAGCUGACCCUUCUCUUCCUCCCAAUGUGAAAGAACCCCUCUCCCAGUCUCAGCUUACUGUGUGUUCUAGCCACCAUGCCUUAUAGUGUAGCACCUGUUAAUAUAACUACUGUACCUGUAUCUUCAGAGGACCCUGCCCUUCCCAGGUAGAACCAGGAAGUUUGUCUCAGUUGGACCCUGUAGGCAAACCACACUGCCCCGGGAGCGACAGUCAGACUAAUGAUUCCUACCUUGUUGACCUCUCAUCUCGGUUUUCCCCUCCCUUCAUAGCCCCUCACAUCUGACCUCUCUUUACCCUCUCACCCUUUCAAAACCCUGAGCCCUGUCAACCCUUCCAUCUCAGUGACUGGACAAGGACCAGGUCUUUUCAGGUCUUUUCAGGCAACUUGUAUAAAACGGCAUGGCGCUGCGCUGACAUCAUAUUCAUCUGCUUCUUCUCCUUGUCCAUUAUCACCACAUCUACCUUGUUCAAUAAUAUAAACCACAUAUUGUUGACAUCUGUUUGUAGCCAACACAGUACUAGGAUAACCUUUGGUUCAGUAAACGGUUUUACCCUUGUUCCAUGUUUGGUUGGACAAUGGGCAGGUAUUUGGACUACUAGACAGAACUUUAAAAGUUUGUUGGAAUUUAGUCAUAACACACAAAGAAUAAUCAUUUUCUAUGGAUGUUGUUUGGCUCUGACAUACAGUUCAACUGACAUUUUGGGUACUCUAAUUUCACAGAGAACGGGGAGGACAGCAGCAGUGACGAAUCUGCCCAGAGUCCUGCAACAGAGGGACAGUCAGUAUCACUCAAAUUACAAAACAAAAUGGUAAACAUUUGACUUAUAGUUUUAUGGUAAGUAAUGUAUUCCACUUCCUCGUUCCAGCUCCCUGGCAUCAGAUCUAAUGAAACUCUGUGGAGAGACCAAAACCAGGAGCAAGGUACCAUUAUCAGCCUAUUAGUGUGUUAGUGUAUGGUCUUGUUUUAUUGACCUCGUGGGGACGUGUGUGUGUGGUCUUGUUUUAUUGACCUCGUGGGGACGUGUGUGUGGUCUUGUUUUAUUGACCUCGUGGGGACGUGUGUGUGUGGUCUUGUUUUAUUGACCUCGUGGGGACGUGUGUGUGUGGUCUUGUUUUAUUGACCUCGUGGGGACGUGUGUGUGGUCUUGUUUUAUUGACCCCGUGGGGACGUGUGUGUGGUCUUGUUUUAUUGACCUCGUGGGGACGUGUGUGUGGUCUUGUUUUAUUGACCUCGUGGGGACAUUGGUGUUUUCUUGAAUGUAAAUGUGUUUCUCCCCUCACAGGCUCGUAGAAGAACCACCACUCAGAUGGAGUUGCUCUACGCCAAUAGUGACGCCGCCCAUGACACGCCCAGCGGAGAUUUUUCCUCCCCCUGUCUCCAAUUGGCUGAAACACCAGAAGAGGGCAGAGAUCCUGAGACCCCCAUUGGCUCAUCAGUCAGGGACAGAGACUAUAUGGCUCAUUCUCCUGGCUUGUCCUCUAAGAUGGGCAGCAUGUAAGUCUGGGCCAGCGCAUGCUAACUGCUAACUGUUAACCAUCUGCUUCCUGCAUGUUAAUAUAACUGCUGCUUAAUCUGUUUUAAUUUUGCCUGACCUUGCCUGACAUGUUCUUUAAACCUGCCCUAUUGGAUUGUAAGUCUCCUUCCUCGGCCAGUAGAAACCAAAACAUAUCCCUUUAGAAAUAACACUAACACUACAGACAGACAAAUGCAUGCAAACACAGAGACAGACCCACAACCACGCACAUGAUUAUGAGGCUUGUACAGGAUGACCAUGCAGGUCUCAUGUUCUCUCGCUAGAUGCUAUGCUCCAAAUGCAAUAGGCCUAUGUUAACUUUCCACAAUAAUAGCAGCUGCAUCUUUUAACAUGUAAAGCAAAUAGUUAAUAAUGCUAGCCAGUAGUGCACUGUAGCUUUCUAUGGCUUGAGCUGGAAUCUUAGCUGAGAACCAAUUCUAGCUUGACUUGAAUUAGUAAGAUGUGGAGCUGGGGGACUGAUUUGAGUGUGAUACAGUAUAUAUAGCCCUAAUGCUACACCAUAGUGUCCUUUAUGAACCACAAGCUUCGUGAAGGAGGAUGAAUGUCAGGUAACAGUGUGCUAUGUGUGUACCACAUGCUCACCGCCUCCAUAUUGUUUUAUUUCUGAUUUUGUUUACAUCCUUGUUGUCCUUUUUGUUCCUUAUGUUUUUUGUCGUUGCUAAUAACAAUCAAACUAAAUGCUAGUUCCGGCUGCAGAGCUGCCUCCUCCUCGGGGGCGGAAAAGAGAGUUCCAGAGCCCUCGCCGCUCUCUCGCAGGAAGACCUAUGACAGGGCACAAGCGGCGGCUAAGGUCAAGGAGAUCAAACAGUAAGAGACUAGCGACGCUCUGGUGGCCGGAGGCCAAAAGCACAUCUUUUUCCAACAGCCCAUGAUAUCCACCUUUCCCUUUCCUGAAUAUCCUAUCUCAGGAAGCAUGUGGUGUUAUCUUAAUCAACAAUUAUCUGCCUGGUGUGAUUAUAAACUUACCCUGCCAAGUUCUGCACUGAAUAUCAAGUAUUGAGCUUAUUCUUGGGAAAUAUAGCUAAAUACGUUCCUAUAUCCCUCUUGAAUGAGACUAAAUUAUUUACUUCUGUUUCUCAAAGCGAUUCUUUAGUAUUCCAUUUUAAUUCAGUGUUCAACUUGACCCUCUCAACCUCUUCAAACUCUCUAAUGCAUAUUUGGCAAAUACGAUAUAUAAAUCCUAUAUAUUGUCAUUGCAGCGCUAACCAACUAUUCCUCUCAAACACUUUGAAGUGGAUGUAAUCUAAAAAGCUAAAGGUCAGGGUGAGGGGAACCAUGCUGAAAGCUGUUUCCAUUUUGAUUCAAACCCUGAGUGAACAAACGGUCUUUCCCGAUCAGUUCUCAUGACAACAGGUGAUGAGCAUGCACAACUCAAUGUUCUUCGACCAAACGUGAAAAGACUUGUGCUGAGUCUCAGAAAUGAGUGCAGGUGGAUAGGAAGGGUUUCAGAGAAGACAUAAAGGGAUAGUUUCCAACAAUGAAAGAUGUUUAUCUAUUUUAGCCUAUACUAUCUGAGGUGUGUGUAUGUGCGUGCGUGCAUGAAUGCGCAUUUCCACUGGGUGUGUGUGUGUGUGUGUGUGUGUGUGUGUGAGAGAUCUUGUACAGUACACUGUACACACUCAGUUCAAAGGCAACUGACUUGUCCUCUGCUUAUGUAUGUAAACUGAGCCUCAGCCUCCCUGUCCACUGUACCAGCUGUGAUACGAGGAAUUCCGACGCCAGCACCCCGUCUCCCCCAUCCUCCCCCUCCAACCGCCCUCGUAGCCAAGGCAACGUAUUUGUACGUCUGACAGGGUGUCUGGAGAGAGUAGACAGACCGCAGGAUAAGUAAGAGGAAGACAUAGGUUAUAAGUAAUAAGCAUACAUUAUAGUUAAGUUAUACACAUUUUAUAAGUAAUAAGCAUUACUUUUAGUUCAAAAAGUUAGUUAUAGUCUAUACAACUAACUUUAUGAGCAAGGAGGCCCUGGCAGUCAAAUUACCAAUCACAUGUAUUGUUUACAGGUAUGCUGCAUACAUUAGGUAGGCUAUAAUAUUGGGAUUGGUGAGCUCUCUCUCUCUCUCAACUGCACAUUAGGAGCUACAUCUAAACCACUCAAGACACUUUGUCACCCCUCUAGCAAGAUUUAGAAAAACAUCAUUGUCCACAGAAUUCCCCUGGCCUGUUCUAGAUCACCUUCCCUUUCCCACACGCACACGGGACAAGUAAAAAUCUCUAUCAAAUCCAAGUUUAUUUGUCGCACACACAGAUCAUCAGAUGUUAAAGCAGGUGCAGCAAAAUGCUAAUGUGUUUAGCUCCAGCAGUGCUGUAAGUGUUUAACAGUACAAUACUAAUGCACAAAUAAUCCCUCCACCCCAAGACAUUAAGAAAUAUCAGAACGAGGAAUAUCAGAGUCCCGAAUAUAAAUAUGUGGUGUGUGUGUGUGUGUGUGUGUAUAGACAACAUACAAGUAGGAAAAGGUAUGUACAGCAGUAGUUCUAUGGGAUGAGCUAUGUCCAGAAUACAGUAUGUACAGCAGUAGUUAUAUAGGAUGAGCUAUGUCCAGAAUACUGUGUGUACGGCAGUAGUUAUAUAGGAUGAGCUAUGUCCAGAAUACAGUAUGUACCGCAGUAGUUCUAUAGGAUGAGCUAUGUCCAGAAUACAGUAUGUACAGCAGUAGUUCUAUAGGAUGAGCUAUGUCCAGAAUACAGUAUGUACAGCAGUAGUUAUAUGGGAUGAGCUAUGUCCAGAAUACUGUGUGUACAGCAGUAGUUAUAUAGGAUGAGCUAUGUCCAGAAUACUGUAUGUACAGCAGUAGUUAUAUAGGAUGAGCUAUGUCCAGAAUACAGUAUGUACAGCAGUAGUUAUAUGGGAUGAGCUAUGUCCAGAAUACUGUGUGUACAGCAGUAGUUAUAUAGGAUGAGCUAUGUCCAGAAUACUGUGUGUACAGCAGUAGUUAUAUAGGAUGAGCUAUGUCCAGAAUACUGUGUGUACGGCAGUAGUUAUAUAGGAUGAGCUAUGUCCAGAAUACUGUGUGUACAGCAGUAGUUAUAUAGGAUGAGCUAUGUCCAGAAUACUGUGUGUACAGCAGUAGUUAUAUAGGAUGAGCUAUGUCCAGAAUACAGUAUGUACAGCAGUAGUUAUAUAGGAUGAGCUAUGUCCAGAAUACUGUGUGUACGGCAGUAGUUAUAUAGGAUGAGCUAUGUCCAGAAUACUGUGUGUACGGCAGUAGUUCUAUAGGAUGAGCUAUGUCCAGAAUACAGUAUGUACAUAUAAAGUGAGUAAUCGAUUUCUCAGAGAUCAACUUACAUUUCAACAAAAUAAUGUUGCAGGAUGUGGAUGGAGGCGUGUUCACUCUGCUGUCUCCUGUAGUCCAUGAUCAGUUCCUUCGUUUUGUUGAAGGAGAGGUUAUUUUCCUGGCACCACCAGGGCUCUCACCUCCUCCCUGUAGGCUGUGUCGUCGUUGUUGGUAAUCAGGCCUACCACUGUUGUGUCCUCAACAAACUUAAUGAUUGAGUUGGAUGAACAGGUUGUGCAGGAGGGGGCUGAGCACGCACCCCUGUGGGGUCACCGUGUUGAGGAUCUGCGAAGUGGAGGUGUUGUUGCCUACCUUCACCACCUGGGGUCGGCUCGUCAGGAAGUUCAGGACCCAGUUGCACAGGGAGGGGUUCAAACCCAGGGCCCUUAGCUUAGUGAUGAUCUUGGAGGGCACUAUGGUGUUGAAGGCUGAGCUAUAGCAUAGAUUCCGAUUGGUCAGACCAGCGUUGAACAGUCCUUACCAUGGGUGCUUCCUGUUUAAGUUUCUGGAGGAGCAGGAUGGAGGCGUGUUCUGAUUUGCCGAAGGGGAGGCGGGGGAGGACCUUGUAGCCGUCCCGGAAGGGAGAGAUACAAUGAUCAAGCGUGUUCUCUCCACGUGUAGCACAGGAGAAGUGUUGGUAGAAUUUCUUGAGCGUUUUCCUCAGAUUUCCUUUCCAAGUAUCUAUUUUCCUUCUGUUGACAUUCGUGGGUGGAGACUUCAUCCACGCUACUGUCACUUGCUUACUCACUCACACGGUGUGCUUUAUCUGGUGUGUCCCUACCUGCACAAGGAAUUGUUUUUGUCACCCAACAACUUUUAUUCAAGAACAAGAAUUAAAGUUUCAAGUGAAAGUACUGUCAUUGUAGAAGGAUUGUGUUUAUAACAAAAUGUUACUUUCAGCUCUAUUGAAAAUCUCUGCCAGUUACGCCACCAAUAUUUACUUGUGUUCCCCCUGUCUUAGCCAGUGUGUUGAUGUGUUGUGGGCUGGGAGGAGAGUGGUUCCAUAAAUGUAAAAUGGUACACAGGCAGGCUUUUCUCUGGGACUUAGCCUGACCAUUCUUGUGGACGGACACUGUCACUUUGGGUGCUUCAUUUUUUACUUUGAUUUGCAGCAUGUUGCUAACUGGCCAAACGGCUGCAUGUAAUGUGUAUGCAUCUGUGGCUGCAGUGAUGGGCUGUUGGGUAGUGCUCUUUAUAUAGCAGUACUGUGUGUGGGGGAGGUGGCAUUUAGACUGCUAUGUUUAGAUAGUUCUGUAUCCUACUACAGUAUAUGAUUUUCAAAAACGUAAGUAGGCGAUAUCAGUUACCAUGUUCUCUGAUCCUGCUAUGGACAUCUCAAUACCUGUGUGUGCGUGGUUUCUUCCUCUAGAGGGGUGAUCAACCCAGUGCCCUCCUCAAAGGGCAGUCGGUCAGCAACACUACAAUGUGUCCAUGUGGCUGAGGGUCACACUAAAGCUGUGUUGUGUGUUGACUCUACUGAUGACCUCCUCUUCACCGGCUCCAAAGGUCAGACUCUGUCCACUUCUCUUCCUCACUCACCUUCAUCAGCGGAUCACUAUAAUUGAUCACAGAUCAAUAAUGUCUCAUGAAUAAUGUCUCAUGUCUUGUUGUUGUUAUGAGGCUGACACACAGUAUUGUCUCCCCUCCCCUCUCCCCUCCUUUCAGACCGUACGUGUAAGGUGUGGAACCUGGUGACGGGUCAGGAAAUCAUGUCCCUGGCGGGUCACCAAAACAAUGUGGUGUCAGUCCGCUACAGCUCCAGCCUGGUCUUCACCGUCUCCACCUCCUACAUCAAGGUCUGGGACAUCCGAGAUUCAGCCAAGUGCAUCCGCACCCUCACGUGAGUGUCAACACAGAAACAGUGUCAACACCAUAACGUCAACGCCAUAAGAGUGUCAACACCAUAACCAUUUUGGGGGGGGUAGGCUACACAAUGACAUCUGUAUCACCAGUAUAUGAUAAACUUGACUCAAUCAUAACACCAGUGCACGUGUUACACCUAUUAUUAAUAAAUACAGACAAUCUGGGCUUAAUCAGUUGAAGAUUUACCUGGAUUUGUAGAUCAUUUUCAGGAUAGAAUGAAGUGUUUAACAGAAUCAUCAUAUUCCACAGGUCUUCUGGUCAGGUGACUCCUGGCGACGCCUGUGCGUCCAGCACCAACCGGAAGGUCACCAUCCCGGCAGGAGAGAACCAGAUCAACCAGAUCGCCCUCAACCCCAGCGGCUCUGUCCUGUAUGCUGCCGCCGGCAACUCUGUCAGAGUCUGGGACCUAGGAAGGUACACUAUGGCACAGCAUGGCAGUCAUUUUGUCAGUGCUAAGUCCAGAAAAAAGCUUCUGUUUUCAGAACAAUUCUCUCUUUCUCACUACUAUAAUGUGCAGAUAUAUGAUAGAUCUAGAGGUUACUGCUUGUAUUGAAUGUAUAUUCCCUUGCUGAUCUGUUGUAGAGCUUGCACCUGUUCUCUCAGUGACUGUUGUCAUUCCAGGUUGUCUUUCUUGCAGUAACGCAGUGCAUCUCAGAAGAUUUGCUAUCAUAUUAAAGGCCCACUUCUCUCUCUCUCUCUCUCUCUGUCAGAUUUGUAUCCACAGGGAAGCUGACUGGUCACCUGGGUCCAGUUAUGUGUCUAACUGUAGACCAGAGCGGGAACGGUCAGGAUCUGGUCAUCAGCGGCUCCAAGGACCAUUAUAUCAAGGUGAGAGUGGGUUAUGGUGUGUGUGAGAGUGGGUUAUGGUGUGUGUGUGAGUGGGUUAUGGUGUGUGUGAGAGUGGGUUAUUGUGAGUGUUAUGGUGUGUGUGAGAGUAGGUUAUUGUGAGUGUUAUGGUGUGUGAGAGUGGGUUAUGGUGUGUGAGAGUAGGUUAUGGUGAGGGUAUGUGUGAGGGUGUGUUAUGGUGUGUGUGAGAGUGUGUUAUGAUGUGUGAGAGUGGGUUAUGGUGUGUGAGAGUGGGUUAUGGUGUGUGAGAGUGGGUUAUGGUGUGUGAGAGUGGGUUAUGGUGUGUGAGAGUGGGUUAUGGUGUGUGAGAGUGGGUUAUGGUGUGUGAGAGUGGGUUAUGGUGUGUGAGAGUGGGUUAUGGUGUGUGAGAGUGGGUUAUGGUGUGUGAGAGUGGGUUAUGGUGUGUGAGAGUGGGUUAUGGUGUGAGGGUGUGUUGUGGUGUGUGAGGGUGUGUUAUGGUGUGUGUGAGAGUGGGUUAUGGUGUGUGUGAGAGUGGGUUAUGGUGUGUGAGGGUGUGUUGUGGUGUGUGAGGGUUUGUUGUGGUGUGUGAGAGUGUGUUAUGGUGUGUGAGUAGGUUAUGGUGUGUGAGAGUGCGUUAUGGUGUGUGUGUGUUCUGCUUAUAUUCAUUGUAGAAAAUAAGCUGCCACACACAUGAUAUUACAUCUCUGCAUUGUGUUGAUGUUUCAGUCAGAGGCCUUUUUCUGCAUGUUGUUUCAUGUUUGCAUAUGGAUCUUGUAUUUGUUUUCUAUGCAAUACGAAUUAGCUUAGCUGAUUCUCUGCUGUGACUUGAAUAGUGUUGUUGAUGGGCUGUCUGUUUCAGAUGUUUGACGUGACAGAGGGGGCCCUGGGUGCUAUCGGCCCCACACACAACUUUGAGCCUCCCCACUAUGACGGUAUCGAGUCCCUGGUGGUGCAGGGGGACGUCCUCUUCAGUGGCUCCAGGGACAACGGCAUUAAGAAGUGGGACCUAGCCCGCAAAGACCUACUGCAGGUAACAGAGACAGGAUGAUGUUUAUUUUCAUGAAUCUUGCCCUGGAGCCAGAACUGAUAGAUUUCUGCUAGAUGGUCCAGCUGCAAAGUCAAAAUUGGCUAUGUCGUAAAAAUGUAUGAAGACUAAAAUUAGCUUUUUGGUCUUCAUUUAAGGUUAGGGUUGGCAGUGUGGUUAGGGUUGGCAGUGUGGUUAGGGUUGGCAGUGUGGUUAGGGUUGGCAGUGUGGUUAGGGUUGGCAGUGUGGUUAGGGUUGGCAGUGUGGUUAGGGUUGGCAGUGUGGUUAGGGUUGGCAGUGUGGUUAGGGUUGGCAGUGUGGUUAGGGUUGGCAGUGUAGUUAGGGUUAGGUUUAAAAUCAGAUGUUGUGGCUGUGCCAGCUAGUGACCUCCAGGGCAAGAUUUAUAACAAUAAAUGCUAACCUGCAUAACAGGGGGAAGGGAGAAGUGUCACUGACUAUUUUGGCGAAUCAUGCUUUUGGGGAGGUGGUGCUUGAAGUGGGCGGCGGGUAUUUUAACUGGAAAGAUAUUUGAUAAAUACUGUUACCUGAAAACUAGUUGAAUGGAAAACGGAGUCUGUAUGUACUAAGUUGCCUAUGUGUCUAACAGCUUGUGCCCAACGCCCACCGUGACUGGGUGUGUGCCCUGGGUGUGGUGCCUGGCUCUCCAGCCCUGCUGAGUGGCUGUAGAGGAGGGGUGCUCAAGCUUUGGCACACAGACACACUGGGGGCCCUGGGGGAACUCAAGGGCCACGAGAGCCCCAUCAACGGCAUCUCCACCAACAGCAGCCACCUCUUCACAGCAUCUGAGUGAGUCACAGAACACAAGCACACACACGCAUGCAUACACACAAACCCCUGGAUACAGCCAUUGCAGUGACACUGUUUCUGCUCUAUAAUUUGAUAGUGAUCGAACGGUGAAGAUCUGGCGUGCCCGGGGCGGACUCGACUGUACCUUAGAAACAAUGGUGGACACCGCUGACGAGGUGGCCAGUAACUGA
Messenger RNA from Coregonus sp. 'balchen', 33355 nucleotides. The record is from the annotation of a GenBank genome assembly. Lineage: Eukaryota; Metazoa; Chordata; Actinopteri; Salmoniformes; Salmonidae.